AUGGCCGACUUCACACCACAUGAAACGCUCCUCGCUCUUCAAUUCUCCACACCCACUAUAAAACCUUCAUCAUCUGUCCACUGUGAUUCUUCCACCAGCACCCAAUCCCGGUUUCUCACCUCUCCAGAUCGCCGAAACUCUCAUAGCUUGCCUCCUGCGUCUAUCACGCUACUACUUGAUCAGAAGGACUCCAUUAGUGAAGCUUUCCUUCCGGGGACAGUCGCCCCAAACUUGGCGCCCAUUUUAAGGGAGGGUUUGGGAUGUGUUAACGAGCGGAACUGGUGGAAUUUAGUUUCCCUUUUGACCCUUAUAUUCAUCUUUAAGACGGGUGGGAUAAUUGGAAAAGCUGCUUCUAUUGAGAAAGGAGAGAUGCUUAUCAAUCAGAUUAUAGCAGAGACUGAAGCAGGAGGUGUACCUAGCCUUUUAGGGUCCAUGAACAGAUGGAGAUUAAAGUUCAAAAUGAUAAGGUUGGUGUGA
Microthlaspi erraticum is the source of this 477-nucleotide messenger RNA. Lineage: Eukaryota; Viridiplantae; Streptophyta; Magnoliopsida; Brassicales; Brassicaceae. The record is from the annotation of a GenBank genome assembly.